This is a messenger RNA of Dichomitus squalens LYAD-421 SS1, 840 nucleotides long. RefSeq lists its product as uncharacterized. Gene Ontology annotation, molecular function: protein kinase activity; ATP binding. The transcript has 3 exons. The record is from RefSeq and is a predicted model, not a curated record. Lineage: Eukaryota; Fungi; Basidiomycota; Agaricomycetes; Polyporales; Polyporaceae. Gene Ontology annotation, biological process: protein phosphorylation. The annotation marks the transcript as partial.
AUGCAGGACCGUGCCGCACGCGCGGAUCCUCAGGAUACGCACGAUUACGUUCGUGAGCUCUUCGCGAGAUCCCUCGACAAAGGGUGGCCGUGGUGGAAGCUCGAAGUCCGUGGCAACGUCACGAAGAGAAAGCAUCACAACUUCCGACCUCUCACCCGCAAGUUUCUGGUCGGGAAGCCGCAUUUCCAAGCUUCGGGCGUCGCUGGACGCUUCACGCGCGGUUACGUCGCACUGCCUCUUGUCAGCAACGACAAGAUCGCCAAGGACGCCAAGUUCGUCUUUCUGAAGGAUGCGUGGCGUAUUGACGACGCCGACGUCGAGCAGGAGGGGGCAACGCUGGAGUUCCUCAACGAUCACAAGGUGAAGCACGUGCCGACGUUGGUGUGCCACGGCGACCUCGGCCAGUUUACGGAGUCGCAGGAUCACUGGCUGGCGUUUCGCCCUAGGAACACAUUCAACCUGGAGCGACAUUCUCACUACCGGCUGGUCAUGAAGGAGGUCGGGCUCCCUCUCGAAGAAUUUUCAGGACAACUCCUUCAAUCUGUGCUGUUAUUUGGCGUGUUGUCUCCUAGAGCCUUCGAGGCUGGUAUCAUACAUCGUGACGUCAGUGCAGGCAACAUAUUGAUAUACAAGGAUGAUGACGGCAAGUGGCACGGACUACUCAACGACUGGGAGCUGUCAAAGAGGAUCGACGACGAUCGCCAAACAGAUUGCGUCGGCACCUGGCAAUACAUGUUUGCGCGUGCCCUCACCAAUCCAAAUCGUAGGAUCGUAAUUCAAGAUGAACUCGAGUCUUUCUUCCACGUCCUGCUCUACUUCGCCGUCCGCUUCCUCCCUCAU